UUUUCCAUUUCCAAUGUGCUUUAGAUUCCGAUAACAUUGAGUGUACCACCUGAAUAAUACGAGUGAAGCAAUGAUUGUAUUUAGUCAAUUCUUAUUAUUAUUCGUUUUAAGUGUUUGGCUGCAAAGUUCUGUUGCUAAUAUUAAAAUGCAGGAGGCUGGAAUUGUUCCUGACGUAAUUGAUAUAGCCCCAAAUAAAACUGUCCAGGUCACCUAUCCAAGUGGAGUAGUAGUUGAUCAAGGUAAUGAAUUAACACCAACUCAAGUGAAAGACCAACCGUCACUACACUGGGAAGCAGAUGAGAAUGCUCUUUACACAGUACUGAUGACAGAUCCAGAUGCAUCUGCAGAAUUUAGCGAAGUAAGACACUGGUUGGUUGUAAACAUUCCUGGUAACAAGGUAUCAGAAGGACAAUCAGUCGUGGACUACGUUGGCUCGGGACCACCAUUAGGUUCUGGCAAACAUCGUUAUAUUUUCUUGGUAUUCAAACAACCAAGUUCAAUAAAAACUGAUGUGUAUAUUUCUAAAACUACAAGAACUGGACGUACUAAAACAAAGGCUCGUGAUCUUAUAAAGGAAUACAAUUUGGGUGUUCCCGUAGCUGGUAAUUUCUAUAGAGCAGAAUAUGAUGACUACGUUCCAACUAUUCAUGCUGGUUUUAAAAAUUAAUUAACAAAAUAAUAAAUUGUUUAACAAAAGGCAGAGUGCCAUUCAUAA
This is a messenger RNA of Eupeodes corollae, 715 nucleotides long. RefSeq names its product protein D3-like. The record is from RefSeq and is a predicted model, not a curated record. Bases 71 to 667 code for a protein of 198 amino acids. NCBI's taxonomy places the organism in Eukaryota, Metazoa, Arthropoda, Insecta, Diptera, Syrphidae. The transcript has 3 exons.